CUAUAGUUCAUUGGUAGUAAUUUAAUUGGGAACUCAUUGGUGCCACAGGUUGGAGAUUCGGAUCAGAAGUUGGCAGAUGGAAUUUCACUGUACUCUAUUGUGUCUGAUCUAUACACUAAAGCAGGAAUUCUGGCACCUCUGAUAACUGAACAUGCGAAUGGAGGAAAAUGUAUUGUUUUCACCCAAACCAAACGUGAUGCUGAUCGAUUAUCAUAUAUCAUGGCAAAAAGCCUUAGAUGUGAGGCCUUGCAUGGAGAUAUUUCACAAACUCAGAGGGAAAGGACUCUCGCUGGCUUCAGAAACAACAAUUUUAAUGUUUUAGUAGCAACUGAUGUUGCUUCACGAGGGCUUGAUAUUCCAAAUGUGGAUCUCGUAAUACAUUAUGAUCUUCCCAAUUCAUCAGAGAUAUUUGUUCAUCGAUCUGGACGAACAGGCCGUGCUGGGAAGAAAGGAGCUGCUAUUCUUGUUUACUCAGAAGAUCAAUUCAGGGCUGUGAAGACUAUUGAGCGUGAUUUUGGAUGCAAAUUUACAGAGCUACCAAAGAUUGAUGUUCCUAGUGGAUCAGCAGAGAUGUUUGGUGGGAUGGGUGGUGGCAAUUUUGGCCCUUUUGGAGGUAUGAGGGAUUGUCAAUCUAGAGGUUCAGGUUUUGGUCGCAGUCCUGGAUUUAGCCGUUCUGGGAGUUACAGUAACUCUGGAUUUGGCCGAUCUAACUAUGGAAAUUCCAGUGGGAUGGGAAGGUUUGGAGGACCAAAUUCUAGCCUUUUUGGUGGCCCUGGUUCAGGUCAGUUAGGAGGAUCUUCUGGUAAUUCAUCUGGUGAAAUGGGUAGAUAUGAUGGCUUUGGUUCAGGUCAAGCAGCAACUCAAUUUGGAGGAAACUCUUACCCAGAUGGUUUUGGAGGAUUUGGUGGUUCAGGUCAAGCAGGAGCUCAAUCUGGUGGAAAUUCUCAUCCAGGUGGUUUUAGAGGAUUUGGUAGUUCAGAUCGAUAUAGCAGUUUUGGAGAUUUUGGGCAAGGUCAAUCUGGUGCAUUUGGUGACAGAAAGUCUAGCCAAAGCAGCAGCUUUGGUGAUUCACGUGGUAGUGGUUUCGGUGCUUUUGGUAAUGACAAUUAUAAUGGAGGAAAGUCGUUUUAAUUUCAUCAACUUGGCAUCCUGCCAAUUCCCCGUAUCUCUUGAGAUGGAAAAGGUUAUGGCAUAAGAAUAAUAUUAAUACCAUUUUAUUCUUUGAAGCAUCACUCUUUUUUCUUUCCUCUUGGCACAAUCUUCAGCUCAAACUCGACUCUAGUGUUAUUUACUGCCUCCAUGGCAAAAUGAAGGGGGAAGGCUGUAUCAUCUGCAUGUUCCACUUCUGCCAAUCAUUUGUCUGGCUCAUUAUUUCCUUCAUUCCACUUCGAAGUGGUUCGGUAGAGUAUGACUCAUUGACUCUGAACGUACAUCAGUGUAUGUAUAUGCCUUGAGAAUUUUGUAGCAGCAGCUUUAUAGAGCAGUGGUGAUCCAAUUUAUUUAGUAUUUGUUCCUCAAAAUUUAUAAUGGGAUAGAAAUUUUAGAAACAGGUAGGUGAACUUCUGUUCAUAUACAUAUUUUUACAGUGUUGCAUAUUAUCAUACAUGGAAGUUUUCAUUUUUCAACUGAUGUAAUAUUAAUAUAUCAACAAUUUGUUUUUGGUUGCACCGUGGGUAACUUUUGGGGGAUGAAUGAAAUAUUAAACAGCAUCUUAUUUGAUUAAAGAGCAUU
Molecule: messenger RNA, 1731 nt
Organism: Cajanus cajan (pigeon pea)
Lineage: Eukaryota; Viridiplantae; Streptophyta; Magnoliopsida; Fabales; Fabaceae
Source: RefSeq, a predicted model, not a curated record